Messenger RNA from Penicillium salamii, 1623 nucleotides. The record is from the annotation of a GenBank genome assembly. Lineage: Eukaryota; Fungi; Ascomycota; Eurotiomycetes; Eurotiales; Aspergillaceae.
AUGCCCAAACGACGCAGAGAUGAUGAACCCAAUCUACCCCCAAAGCGUAUUCGCAAUGAUGGGAAAUCAACCGAUCGGCUAUCCAGUCUGAGCAAUGAGUUGCUGCUCCAUAUCCUGUCGUUUCUGCCGGUCUCCUCGUUGAACGUUUGUCAAAGACUGUCUCGUCGCUUUCAAACUCUGGGGGGUGACUCAGAGUUAUGGAAAAGGCAAUACUACUCUCAAUGGGUGCAGCCCCGUGCUCGCCGCCUGGCCAAUUCUCGACGUACCACGCUGCCAACUAAAGUGGAUUACUCUCCUCGGGUCGCGACCUGGUUUGACCAUGGACACUUGGCACAUGAGGGUAAUUGGAAAAGGCAGUACCGGCUACGGCACAAUUGGUCCAGAGGACUAUGCCGAGUGACAGAGGUCGAAUUCCCCGAGCCACCAUGCCCUCCCACUCUGGUCAGGUUCUGUGCCGGCAUCGUCUUUACUGUUGAAUCGGCCCGUGGACUGAGGGCAUGGACUGCCACAGACCCUGCUCGUUGUUUAGCCAGUAUCUCUCUGUCAAGCCCGGAUUCGCCAGUGACCCCAACCGCCUUGGCAGUAAGCCAUGCUCAUGGGAAGGUUGAGAUCUCAGCGGGAAUGGGCAACGGCCAUAUAAGCCUGUUCCUACUAGAUCUACAAACGUCUAAACUGGAGCUGCAGUCCUCUUAUUCUGCCGGCAAUGGGACCAUCACCGCAAUGGCUCUGUCAACGUCAUACCUCCUGGUGGUAUCCCAGUAUAAAAAUCUGAUAUUGUACAAGCUACAUUAUGACAGCCACCAAGCAGGGGGAUCUUCUGGAGCCGCUGUGCCUCGCCAACUUGCCUCUCUCAAAGCAGACAACAUAGUGGCCCCCAUGACGUUGUCUCUCCGAGUGUCACAGUCGGAAAUCAUCGCCACCAUUGUGUACAGUUUCUUCCACAUUGGCUGCGGGUGGUCUCUUGGGAUCCAGGAGCUUCGAUUAGGCAAGGACGGUCAACAGCUUGGUUCGCGAUUGGCCACCACGGUGGAUUCUCAAUAUGGUGUCCGGCCGUCACAAGCCUUGCAAUCUGGCAAGCGACACUCUGCAGCUGAGCCAGAACAUAUUCAAUCCACCCCCAGUGCACCAUUCAUUCUCCACCAGCAGCCGCCAACCUCCAUGUCCUAUUCGCACCCAUACUUGCUGACCUCUCAUGCUGACAACACCUUGACCAUGUAUCUGGUGGUCUCUACCGCGGAUAAUCUAUUUGUGCAAGGGGGUCGCCGGCUUUGGGGCCACACCUCGUCUGUCUCCGCAGUCCAGGUUACCAAACGAGGCAAGGCGGUUUCAGUCAGCUCUCGAGGAGAUGAGAUCCGGAUCUGGGAGCUGGAGACGGCCAUAUCCUCCCUCGGCACCCGCAAAGCCCCCAAGGAGGAGCAUGGGAUCCCACUUAGCACGGGGAGUAGACACGAGCCAGAGCCGGCACUUCCCAGGACGCUCUCCGAAAGCCUGAAUAGCACAGACCGAGAGACCAGCCCCUUGUCUAAAAUGCAAGACUGUGUUGGUUUUGACGAGGAAAGAGUACUCCUCCUCCGCGAAAGAGGGGUGGGCACACAACUCCUUGAAUGCUACGACUUUACAUGA